AUGGGAGCAGGUGCUUCAGCUGCAGAUGGCCGUGUUUUCUGUCAUGGCUGCGGGUCUCGGACGGCCAUGGUUGAAGGGGUGGAGCGCCCCCGUUGCACAGUCUGCGGUGCAACGGAGUGCGUGGAGGUCACGGAUGCUAGGCUCCCAGUUACAUCACCCACUUCGGCCAUGCGAGCUUUGUCGUUGGGUGCUUCCAUGCCAUCAAGUUCCGUGGUGCCAGCCACCUCCUUGCGAGUGGAGUCAGUCACGGUUGUUGCGCUAGAACGCCCGGAGGAUGGCGGCCUCCUGCUUCGUGUAUUGCCAAAUGUCGUAGCGCGGCAGCGGGUUGUUUCUGGGGAGAGUGAACCAGGGAGCCUUUCUGCCUCGUUGAGUUUCGGUGUCGAGGAUAUGGACCAGGAUGGGGAGCUUCCAGCAGAGCCUGCCUGUGACGCCUUCGUCUCCAGGCUCAAGGCCUCCCCUCAUCAGACGGUUUGCGGAGGGCAUUGCGUUUGUGUCAUCUGCGCAGAAGACAUUGUGGAGAAUGGCACUCCCGUCGUAACGCUGAACUGCCAGCACGUGUUCCAUGAGGACUGCAUUCGACGCUGGCUGACGCGACGGCAUACUUGCCCGACCUGCAGGUUGGAGCUGGAGGUAGAUGAUGUUAGGUAUUUACGCAGCAUUGGCCUUAAGGAAGAGGCCGAUGCUCUGGAGAAGGUUAAGCAGGAACGCAUUGCCCAAGAGCAGCAGCAGCAGGCAGCAGAGCGACGCAGAUGGGUGGAGUCUAUGCGUCGCGGUGAGCCUGUUCACUUCGGAUUGGUAUGUGGUUCGUGUGCUGUCUCGCCGGUGGUGGGUGAUUGCUACCGCUGCAAGGACUGUGAGGACUUUGUCUUGUGUGGAGAAUGCUACAAGCAGCGUGAGGACUGGCAUUCUCCCAGUCACAACUUUGUGCCCUUCGGCGUCAUGCCAAGCCAGGGCACCUCGACAGGCCCCUCGGCCAAUUCGACUAUGGGAAGCCUCCUGACGGUCUUGGUGCCUCCGACGGCAGCACGGGCACCAGUGGAGGCUCCGCCUGAGUCGCAGACCGACUCUGCGACAGCAGCUGCCGAGGUGGCUUUCGCAGCGGUCAGAUCUUUGGCGCUGGCCCCGCUAGCAGGCCGAGCCUUCCACCCGACUUCACCAGUCUCAGGCUUCAAUGGCAGAGGAACCAGCGCCAGCCUUCAAUCAGGCAGAACCCCGCGGCGGUGA
This is a messenger RNA of Symbiodinium sp. CCMP2456, 1224 nucleotides long. The record is from the annotation of a GenBank genome assembly. NCBI's taxonomy places the organism in Eukaryota, Dinophyceae, Suessiales, Symbiodiniaceae.